CCAAACCUGUGUGAUAGCUUUCAGCUGUACGACUCAACGGCGAGAGCGAUUGUCAAGGAAUAACGUUUUUGAAUGCAAUAUUUUUAAAGUCACAGUCUUUUAUCUAAAGAAAAAUAAAUCGGGCUGCAAACGAGCUGGGUGUGUUACUUUUAAUGCGAGUGUGUAAAGUCAACACGGCAGGCUCUUGUGUUAGCUCUUUUGCUAGUCUCAGCCUUUGUUCAACAUUCAGACCAGCAUGGCCAUGAUUUAGGAUUUUUCAUUUAACUUUUGCAUGCUAACUCCUAAUGAACUAUUCUGUCAACUGAAACUCCCUGCGGCUUUUGUUUCAUUUUGUUUCAAGCAGUAAGAUAUCAGUUUAUCGUUGUGUGUUUAUAUGAAUUGCGUCUCUGCUCAGUCGUGCACAGCUUGCGAUGGAGCGAUGCGCGGCUCCGCGGCCCGAGAGCACUUCCCCACCGGACCCGGUGACAAGCACUGAGAGCGCAGCGGAGACCGGAGGAGACGCCGAUGUUUACGAGUGUCGGAUUUGUGGUUAUAAAGUGACAAACGUUAAAUGUCUCAGUCAGCAUCUACAAGCCGCUCACCCAGUUACCAGCCUUCCUGACUCGAGCUCGCUGGGCAACAAGAGAUGUGAGACACAAACGGAGUGUGGAGGAGGUGUGGGCGAUGAUGGGGAAACAUCCUCCUUGAAUGGCGAGUUGGCGAGUCAUGUUAGGGAAAAACCGGUCACCCCUGAGGGAUCUAAAUCUCCUUCACUUCACACCCCUGAAGAAUCAUCCUCCACAGCAACCCAAGAACAGGAAGAGAGGAUGGAAGUCUCGCCUGUUCCCAAAGCCACGCAGAGCUCAUCCCUGGUGUCAUCACAGGAGAAGUCCCACUGUUGUUCAGGGUCUAAGCACCCAUGUGACAAGCGGCAGACUGUACCAUCUGGGUCAUCCAUCCAUAACCCGACUAACCUGGUCUGUCUGCCAUUGGUCUCAGAGGGACUGAAGCUUAUUUGGGUGCGCUCAGAACAGAUCCAACAGUUGGAUGAAGUAUCUGAUCUUGUCGCAGCGUUUAACGCAUUUCCCUACCCCACAUCGCAGGAGGCGAGCGCUCUAGCUCGCAAGUGUGCGUUACCACCAGACCGAGUGAAAACGUGGUUCAUGAUGCAACGGGUACGCUACGGAAUCAGCUGGGGGGAAGACGACAUCCAAGAAACCCGAAGGAAGCUGUGCCACAUUCAGAAGGGAACAGAACCUGAAGAAUGUGAGGAAGUCAACGAUGAGGAGGAAGAGAGAAGGAGCUUAAAUGAAAUGCAGCAGGUUUUUAAACGGCCUCCUGUUGCAGAGGCCCGUAUAGAGCAGAGAGAGCACACAAAUAAACCCAACCACACUGUUCCACAGCACACAGUCAGUGACCAAUGCCGCUUUGAUGUCAGCCAGAAUAAUAUUGACUCGCAAUCUAACAAACAUGGUCAGCAGUUACUUAGUUCAAAUUUAGUCUUCAGCAAUGGUCUCGAACCUUUAUCCCAAGCUCUACAGAUGAAUUCACAUUUACACAUUGAUAGUAAAAACUUACCACCUAACAAUAUUGGAGUCCCGGUUUUUGAUGCCUAUGGACAAUCACCAAACAUGAUAAUGAACGACCAAUACACAGCAGCUCAUUACCAUUCAGGACCAAACCCUCUACCCCAGUCCUUCCAAAGCUUUUCAGGGAAAAAAUCUAAAGCUCAACUGAUGGCCUUGCGCCGCAGUUUCGUACGGAAGUCUUGGCCCUCUGAUGCCGAAGUCCAGCACCUCCAGAGAACGACUGGACUCAGUUGCCGUGAAAUUCGGAAAUGGUUUGCCGACAGCCGCUACCAGCUUCGCAGAAAUGGCCGAGCUUGGCUGGCCAAGCUCGCAAAGCACAAUCGAUCAUUGCAGCAAGAUCAACAACAAGACUCCCUGGGUCAACUUGAUAAUGACAGUCUACCAAGUGGCAGUUUGUAUAGCAACAAUGAGGUCGAUAACACAGAGGCACAAUUUGAGGUAGAUGUGGAUGAUAAUGAAGGGGCAGUCAACCAAUCGAAUGACAGCAGACAGGAAAUAAGCGACGAAGGAGAGUUAGAUGACAACAAAAGUUCCAUUCAACAGUACUCUGCAGACCGCUCCACCUCUCCUCCUCCUCUGUCAUUUGCACGUGGCCGAGUAGAACCAAGCGUGCGACUACGUAAGAAAACAAGAGAACAGUUGGAAAUUUUGAGACAAAACUUCCUUCGCUGCCAAUGGCCCACAAAUGACGACUACUUGAUUCUUCAGCAGAAGACGGGCCUGACAAAGACAGAGAUUAUUCAGUGGUAUGGAGAUACCCGUUAUCACGUCAAACACAAUCAGAUGCGCUGGAUGACUUCACAGGAGAGACAGCGCAUCAUUGCCGCCGUAACCCAACAGCAGAAAAGGAGCGGGAAGUACUCACGGGGCAGACUCUUACUGGAGGGCAUGGGCUCUGGGUUGGGUUUGGGAGAUUCUGCUUUUGUUAAUGGAACCAGUAGUGAUAAGACAACAUCAUGGAAUGUACUUUUUAGCGGAAGUAACCCAGUACUGCCCGAGGGCGAGCUUUGACCUGAGAAGCAAAGGCAGUUUGUAAAGGCAUUUGUAGCUGUGCAGAUAGGUGGAAAUUGAAUUCCACAUCACUGCCAAAGAAAGUUUUUUUUCCCUCUUAACCGUCUUGUUAUCUCCACCCAUAAUGCUAUGAUCCAGGGCCUUGUAGAACCUCUCUCACAACUUUGUUAUGCAAUAUGUAUCGCUUAGCUAAGCAUCUUACUUGAAUAAAAAAUAUUUAGUAUUAGGUUAUGAACCUAAAGUGAUUAACACAAUAUGAUGUGCAGCAAGGCACUGAGUUACUGUAAAAUGUAUUAUCUUGUUUAAUCAGAGUUGUAUUAAAUUGUGAUUCUCGGUGUGAUUCAACAGAGCGAGUGCAUGUUUGUUUUCCAUUUCUAUGUUUAAGUUGCACUUUGAGCUUGGAUAUGUAGAUGUUUGCUUUUAUAAACAUCAGUUAUAUUUAAGGUUUUCAGCAAAACUCCAAAGCUUUAGAUCCA
Triplophysa dalaica is the source of this 3055-nucleotide messenger RNA. It is a transcript of the gene homezb, whose product is annotated as homeobox and leucine zipper encoding b. The record is from RefSeq and is a predicted model, not a curated record. The transcript has 2 exons. Gene Ontology annotation, molecular function: DNA binding; DNA-binding transcription factor activity, RNA polymerase II-specific. Bases 411 to 2579 code for a protein of 722 amino acids. NCBI's taxonomy places the organism in Eukaryota, Metazoa, Chordata, Actinopteri, Cypriniformes, Nemacheilidae. Gene Ontology annotation, cellular component: nucleus. Gene Ontology annotation, biological process: regulation of transcription by RNA polymerase II.